AUGAACAAAGUCAUUUACUCUACAUUUGCCAUUCUGGCUAUCAUUGCCAUUUCACAGGUUCAAUCAGCAGUCUUGCCAAUUUCAUCGAAAGAAGUUGCACUUGUAACAUCUUCACCUUCUUCUUCUUCAUCUGAAACUUCAAUUGAUACAUUGGGAUCAUCAAGAGUCAAGAGACAAGGAGGAGGAUGUGGUUGCUGUGGGUGUGGGUGUGGAUGUGGAUGUUGUGGAUGUGGAGGAGGAGGUGGAGGAUGUGGAUGUUGCUGUUGUAGACCAAGAUGCUGCUGUCGUCGUUGCUGUACCUGCUGCCGUACUUGCUGCUGUACUAGAUGUUGUACUUGUUGCCGUCCAUGUUGCUGUGGAUGUGGAUGUGGAUGCUGUGGAUGCGGAGGAGGAGGGGGACGUAAACGUCGUUCUCUCCAGAAUCUUCGUAUUGCUUUGGCUAACAAGAUCGAAGGAAUCGCUAAAGUUGUGAAAGGAUCUGAUGUUCCAGCAUUGGCACCAUUCAAUGAUGCUCCAACUACUGUUCAGGAAAAGAAAGAUGUCAUCAAUUGA
Molecule: messenger RNA, 552 nt
Organism: Caenorhabditis briggsae
Lineage: Eukaryota; Metazoa; Nematoda; Chromadorea; Rhabditida; Rhabditidae
Exons: 3
Coding region: 1-552 (183 amino acids)
Source: RefSeq, a predicted model, not a curated record